Messenger RNA from Diprion similis, 1854 nucleotides. RefSeq names its product 3'-5' ssDNA/RNA exonuclease TatD. Gene Ontology annotation, molecular function: single-stranded DNA 3'-5' DNA exonuclease activity. Gene Ontology annotation, cellular component: cytosol. The coding region runs from base 344 to 1282 and encodes 312 amino acids. Lineage: Eukaryota; Metazoa; Arthropoda; Insecta; Hymenoptera; Diprionidae. The transcript has a single exon. The record is from RefSeq and is a predicted model, not a curated record.
AAGGGGUUGAUCACACACACGUAGAGGGGGAGGCAUGUAUCGUGUGCAGUCCACACAACACUGGUUACAAAUGAAAUACGGUAGAGAAAGCAUUAAGCAACGUGUUCGGGAAUUAGAGAUUACCUCAUUGUGGUCUGAUCUUUGUUCGUAACAAAAAUAGUGCAGUAAAAAAGUCAACUUUACAGCUGUGAUCAUCGGUUCUUCGCUAUAUGAAAUGCAAGCUAACGUGUUCCGGUAAUAACAUAAUCAUAAUAACCGUAGUGAAUUGACAAUUUGACUCGGUCCAAUUAAUCUUAAAUUCUUAAUUUGCACGUUAAAAAAAUAUAUACACAAAUAAAAUAGCAUGGCCGAAAAUGCCAGUGGAUCUUGCACGGAGUCGCCGAAAGCAUCCUCAACGGCGAUGACACAAUGCUAUGAGAACUACAUACUCGUUGAUGUUGGCGCUAAUCUAACAAAUAAAAAGUACAGUCGUGACUUAGACAGCGUUAUACAGCGGGCAAAGGAUGCCGGUGUCAAGAAGAUCAUGGUCACCGGAGCAAGCAUCAGAUCCAGCAAAGAGGCACUGAGACUGACGAGAAUAUACCCAGGUACCUUGUACUCAACGGCAGGAGUUCAUCCUCACGAUGCCAAGUCCUGGGAGGACGACGAGACGCUGCAAGAGCUCGAAAGUAUUGCCAGUAAUCCGGAGUGCGUCGCCAUUGGGGAAUGCGGCCUAGACUACAACCGUGACUUCUCCGACCCUGAGACCCAGCGCAAUGUGUUUCACAAGCAAAUCGAACUUGCCUGCCAGCUCAACAAGCCAUUGAUAAUCCAUGAACGAAGCGCCCAAAGCGAUGUACUGGAAGUUUUGAGUCAUUACUUGAACAGGUUACCCCCGGUUCUUGUUCACUGUUUCACUGGGACGGCGGAAGAGGCCCAGCUAUACCUGGACCAAGGAUUUUACCUCGGAAUCACUGGUUAUCUCUGUAAGGACAAAUCAGACAGUGGAGUCAGGCAGCUUUUGGAAGGGGGACAGGCUCCUUUGGACAGAAUCCUUGUUGAAACGGAUGCUCCUUUUAUGUACCCAAAUACAAGGGCUAGCAAACUGCCUUCUCACGUCAAAGACGCUUUGACGGAGCGCUCCAUGACCUUCCUUCAUCGGUACUGCACAUUUCAACGUAACGAGCCAUGUGCUUUGCCUGCGAUAGUUGAAAUGGUUGCAGCAUUCAUGCGCAAGUCGCCGGAGGAAGUUGCCCUAGCCACUGCCUUCAAUGGUUUGAAAUUAUUUGGACUCAAUCAAUGAUGAUUUUUUCUCUUUUCAAUGCGUCACUCAGAUUUUCUUCAAAGAGCGGAAAAAUGGUGCUAGGAAUACGGUGCUCCAAAAUGUAUUUCUCCUUGUAUCAAUAGGCAGCUUUUAAUCUGCUUCUAUGAAAACAGCCAAUUUAUUUCCUAUCGUAUUUAUUUCUCAUUUGUAUGUGUGCAUUCUCUCAUUGGAUACCCUUCAACUGUACGAUCGUACAGUUUCGAUCUAUCCGUUACUAAAUAAACUUUAGACUUUGACCAUUUGAGAUAUUGCAAGACUAUUAAAUUAUCCGUAAUAAUGAUUAUAUUCGACAAGUAUUUCCUAAGAAAUGAUUUUUUUUUUCGUUUCUAAAUUCUCUCAUUAUUCCUAAAGCCAGAUAGGAGUCCAAACUCUUUCUUCACAGUCAUGCAGAUUUUGACACUUGGCUUGUACGUAUGUUUUAUGCUUUUAACCAAUUACAAUAUGCUAUUUUUAUCAAUCGACAAACUUGUCGAGUAGCAAUAGAUUGACGAUUAUAUUCCUGUUGAUAUAUUAUAUAUUUUGAUAUAAUAAACUGUUAUACAUCAACAUCU